CACUCGUCUCGUUCAUGUAGCAGUGCUAUACAGACGUCACGACUCACGAUCUGAGUGACUGACGGCAAUCUGCGCUGUGUGGGAUGAUCACAGGAGAUAUGAGCGGGUCAGACAGCCAGUAUCCUCAAGUCUGGCAGGUGCAAGCACAGGGAAAUAAAGUUGAACAAUAAGACCGUCAGAUGGCGACGUGGGAGAACGUCAGCGGCGCUGACAUGGAUCGCCCUCAGCAUUCCGCCGACCCCGCCGCACCGUUCUGCGUCCCUGAGUCCAGACGCCGCGGCCGUAAGCGCAGCCGACGAAGUGCGAGUCCCAGCGGUGGAGGGGAGCGCAGCGAAGACGAUAGCGAAGAUGCAUAUGGACCAGGUCCGGCGGCUGUGCACUCGAAACUGGCGCAGUUCGGCGCUCAGCCGUUGUCCGAAGAUGAUUUCUACAACAAGGCAGCCGAAUUCAAAGCGUGGCUGCGGGAGAGCAGGAGGAAGUACAUCGAUGAGAUUUCAUCCAUGGAGGCCAGACGGUACUUCUCCAAAUUCGCCGAUAAGUUCAACAAUGGACAACUGCCAGAUGCGUAUUAUACUGGCGCAAUCCGCAGUGCUGCGGGACCGUCCUCAUCUCAGACGCGACACAAAUGGGCGUUUGCGUCGGGCCCAAAGUUGUCUCACGCCGAGCAAGCAAAGAUCGAGAGUGUCCGCGACACUGUGGACACUCUGACGAACGCCACCAGCCGCGGUGCAAAGGAAGCACGUGCGCUCGAGCGGCGCACAGGCAAGGGCCAGCGGAUGAUCGAGCGACACGGCGAAGGAAGCCAUCGAGAGCGCAACGGAAGCGGCGCGAACGCCGGUGCAAAAGACGCAGGCUGGGGCGCUCGCGAAUGCGGGACUUCAGCCUUGGGAGGCCCAUCUAGCGCUUCAGCAUCAGCUGGACGCGCAGCUGCAGGCGGUCGGCCCGCGCAUGACUUGCAGUUUGAGCGGGAGUUAGAGUCGGAGCGGCGUCAGCGAGAGCGGCAAGCCGAGCGGCGGCGAGAGCGCAGAGACGUGCGUGAGGAGGUGGACGAGCUUGCACCGCGUGCGACGGGGCGUGAUGCACUGACGGAGAGACGGCGUGAGAAGGCAGCUGCGCAUCGAGAGUUUGCCAAUCGCAAGGACGCCGACGACGGACUUGACGUGCGCGACGACGUGCUCAUGGGCGGCGGUGGCCCCGACGAGUUUGCGAGUGCGCUGGCUGCACGAGAGCGUGCCGGAGAAAGGAGGCACGGUGCCGGAGAAAGGAGGCACGGUGCCGCCAACACCACUGAAGGCGGCGGCGGAGGCAGUAGCAAGGAUCGAUGGAGAGAAGAAAAGUUGCACGAGAGGAGGGAGAAACUUUCGGCGAUGAAGCAGAAAGAGGCGGAUACGAUGGCUAUGUUCAAGGCCAUGGCUGCUCAACGCUUCGGCGGUGGCGGUACCAGCAGCGCCUCUUAACUAUGCCUUGUAGGGGCACAAGGGAUUCUACAACGGGCUUCUGAGCGCGCGAUGUGCUACCCGCAGAUAAGUAUUGAUACUAGCUACAUCGACAAAUUGAUUGUGUGCCUGGU
Messenger RNA from Tilletiaria anomala UBC 951, 1570 nucleotides. RefSeq lists its product as uncharacterized. The record is from RefSeq and is a predicted model, not a curated record. Bases 180 to 1457 code for a protein of 425 amino acids. The transcript is spliced from 2 exons. Lineage: Eukaryota; Fungi; Basidiomycota; Exobasidiomycetes; Georgefischeriales; Tilletiariaceae.